Molecule: messenger RNA, 1247 nt
Organism: Pseudonaja textilis
Lineage: Eukaryota; Metazoa; Chordata; Lepidosauria; Squamata; Elapidae
Product: galectin-5-like
Biological process (GO): positive regulation of gene expression; negative regulation of type II interferon production; negative regulation of CD4-positive, alpha-beta T cell proliferation
Cellular component (GO): cytosol; nucleus
Molecular function (GO): carbohydrate binding; galactoside binding
Source: RefSeq, a predicted model, not a curated record
GUUCCGCUUCGCUCCAUUCGAGCGCGGCGCCACAUCUGCGAGGACCUCAUUUCCUUGCGGUGGGAAGAAAAAGUCCGAUCGUCCAACUUGGCAAACUUGCCGGAAUUCACUUUCGUUUCUCGGAUUCCGCGGCCAGCUGCCGAAAAUGGCCUUGCAGUCGCCUUAUUUCAAACCGACUGUUCCUUUUAGUGGUCCAAUUUAUGGUGGCCUGAAAGAUGGGAUGACCAUAAUAGUCACUGGAACUGUUUUGAAGUCCUGCAGAAGAUUCCAGGUUAACUUUCAAUGUGGCAAUUGCGAAAUGCCUAAAUCAGAUGUAGCUUUCCAUUUCAACGUCCGUUUUGAUGAGAACUGUAUUGUAUGCAAUUCACACGAAAAGGGAAGCUGGCAGCAAGAAGAAAGAAAACAUGAUAUGGUUUUCCGCAGAGGGCAUCCUUUUGAGAUCCGGUAUCUUGUGGACAUCUCUUCCUUUGUGGUUCUGGUAGAUGGAAAGCUGUAUUUGGAAUUCAAGCACAGGAUCCCUCUUUCCCGGGUAGAUACCAUCGGAAUUUCAGGAGAACUAGAUGUGAUCUCGAUCAGCUUCCAAGGUCCAGUUGCUUAUCCAGUUUGUUCCAAUCCAGUUUUCCCAACAUUCUCACAGCCAAGUGCCUGUCCCAUUGGACAAUGCUUUCCACCACAAAGUUAUCCUCUCCCUUACCGAGCUACCAUCUAUGGGGGCCUUUUUCCAUCCAAAUCAAUUAUAAUUUCAGGCUCUGUGUCACCUUCUGCUCAGAGGUUCCACAUCAAUCUGAAAGCAGGGAACAAUACUGCUUUCCAUCUCAACCCACGGUUUGAUGAGAACACAAUUGUUCGAAACUCUAACCUCAACAUGUGCUGGGGCUCAGAGGAACGACACCUGCCCUGUGGGAUGCCUCUGAUGCGCGGCCAACCCUUUACCAUCUGGAUUCAAUGUGAAGCACACUGCUUCAAGGUAGCUGUGAAUGGACUCCAUCAGUUUGAAUACAACCACCGCAUACAUAACCUGCUUCAGAUAAAUCUUCUCGAAGUGGACGGUGACAUAACAUUGGCCAACAUCCAGGCUUAAAAGUCGCCAGUAAAGGCCCAUUUUUGGAUGGAGAUGCAAUUGAUGUGAAAUGUUGAGCUUUACUACCUGAAGUUUGAAUAAAUGCUUUUUUAAGAGAUUAAGAACCAUAGAAGUUCAGUUUUUUUCCCCUUCCAAUCUAAUUGCUUUAAUAAACUAUUUUUGCUCA